AUGUCAGAGCCCAACGAUACACCCGGUGUAAAGAAGACAACAAGGCGCUUUGCACCUGUCAAGAGAGGUGGCAAAAGUCCAGCAGCUCAAAGACGUGCAGCAGCAGCAGCAGCAGCAGCCACAACUUCAGAAGAUGUCGCUUCACCCGUCAAGUUGGAGCAUGCCGAGAGUGCCAAUGACUCUCCAUCUGCCGAAUCGACAUCUACAGAAGGCCAUGCCAAUGCCAAAUUACCGCCUAUUGGUACUAUCCGCCCUGAAGGAUCUGGAUCUGGUAGAUUGCAAAGUGUGAAUGAUGGCCAAAAGACAAGAGGUGGCACCAUGAAAAUGAAAUUUAAGCCUACUAUCCCUCAUAAAAGAAACAAGAAAGAAGUAUCCUCUUCGGCAAUUGAUGAAGCACUUGGUAAAGCAGGAAGCGCCCCUCAUCAUGGUGGUGAAAGAGGUCGUGGUGGUCGUGGUCGUGGUGGUAGAGGUAGAGGUAGAGGUAGAGGUUUGGUGAUUGUCGAUGAGUCUACUGCUUCUGGCAUCUUUUCAUUGGGUCCAUCAGCAGUUUCAAGAGGCAGACCUGGAUUUGGAGGUGGCGGAUUUGCAUCUUACGGUGGUGAUGUGCCUUCAAGAGCAGAGGGUGACGAUGCCAACUCUGAUAUGGUGGAAAUGUUCACUUCGGCUGUGGGUAAAGAUACACCAGUGACAUUUAGGCAUGUUUCUCGACUUGAAGGAGACAUCGACCCAGUUACAUUGAAGCAAACAAUCGGCAGAAUUCCUUGGAUGACAGUGAAAUCACAAAAGAAAGCAAAGAAGCCAUCUAUGCAAAAAGUGAAGACGGAAUCUGAUGAAGAUCCUGAUAUGGAGAUUGACGACGACGUGAGUAAAGUACUCGAUACCAUUGACUCAUUAGUGGACGAUGCAGAGGAUGAGGAGGAACCGCAAGAAUUGCCCAAAGUAUACAUGGAUGGUGAUUCACCUGCACAAAAUAUAUUCGCAUUAGAUGAAAAGCAGCGUCUUGUUUGUGUGGCAGAAGAAGAAUUGCUAUAUUUCCAAUUACCCACUGUUGUGCCUAUUUUUGAAAAACCCAAGAGCGAAGAUCCAAUUGCUGAUGUUGAUAUGACCGAGGACGGCGACGUCAAAUCUGAAGCCACAGAAAACACACUGCCAGCCGCCGCCAAAAAGACAACGUUAUUAGAGGAUGCCAUGGCUAAUAUGGAAUUGGAGGACAUGCCAGAUGGUCAAGUGGGCAAAUUAAUUGUAUAUAAAAGCGGAAAAGUCAAGAUGCAAUUUGGCUCAAUUUUGCUGGACGUUAAUCAAGGCAUGCAAUCGACCUUUUUAGAAAAUAUCAUGGUGGUAGAUCACGAAAGCGAAGACUCAAAGAAAGCCAUCGAGUUGGGUCAUAUUGUACAGAAAUUUGUGUGUGCACCUAAUAUGGAUGCGCUUUUAAAUGAGUCGUUGAAUUAA
Mucor velutinosus is the source of this 1449-nucleotide messenger RNA. RefSeq lists its product as uncharacterized. The transcript has 3 exons. The record is from RefSeq and is a predicted model, not a curated record. Gene Ontology annotation, molecular function: DNA binding. NCBI's taxonomy places the organism in Eukaryota, Fungi, Mucoromycota, Mucoromycetes, Mucorales, Mucoraceae. Gene Ontology annotation, biological process: tRNA transcription by RNA polymerase III. Gene Ontology annotation, cellular component: RNA polymerase III complex. Bases 1 to 1449 code for a protein of 482 amino acids.